GACAGCGCUUCAGUCGACCUUUCGGUUUCAAUCUUCUUGCUGAUUAGUAAAGCGCUCCCUUCAGAAACCGACAGCGAAGAAUGAUAGAUAACUGAACCAAGAAAAAGAUAAAACGCCCCAUUAAAAAAUCUGCAAAAUUUGGAAGACUGACACCUCUUUUCCACAGUCUCCUCUCCCAGAUGCGUCAUCUUCUUCCUCUGGUUCUAGAUUUCUUUUGCAUCUUUCAACGCCUUGCUUUUGACCCAUAUAAUUGAUUCAGUUUGAUCCCAAGAUAGGGUUUUGAUGGCAGCAGCAGAAGCAAGGGCUGCCUUUCAGAGGACGGUUAAUCGUUGCUUUGUCCAAGAAGAUGCCAAAAGAGCUCCCAGAUUAGCUUGCUGUCAAUCAUCAUCUUCAACAUCCAAACAGGUUGAUUUUGGACCUGCCAAUGCAGCAGCAGAUGGGGCAGAUCAUCCUUCCAUAGGUUUGAUUCCCCUUAACAGAGCUUCUUCAUAUGCUAGUUUAUUUCCAGACUCAAAAUGGUGGCUUCAGACUCAAUCUAGCUAUGGAUACCAAAAGAUUUUUACCCCUGAACAAAUUAAUGCUUUAGAAGCUGGCAAUGAAACUUCUAAGUCUGGUACGGAAAAAUCAUGUACUUCAAGUGAUAUUCACCCAUCUAAAGGAAGCAGUACUGUCUAUGAAAUUGAUGAUUAUAGCAGAUCUUCUCUAGAUACUGAUCAUGGUGUCUCUGCUGUUUGUACAAAGAGAGUGAACAGCAUUAUGAAUGAAGACAUAAAGGCCUUGGACGAUGGUACAGACUCUCAAGAAUGUCUCUGUAGUGUAGAUAUGAAAGCAAACUUUGAAUGUUCAGAGAUGGAUUCUUUCAACAGCAAAACAAUUUCCAAAAAUCAAGAUGAGUUUUACUUUGAUCCAGAUUCUCCUUGGAUUCAAGAGGACAAGGCUGAGCCAUGGUGGUGGAUAACAGAUAGAGAUGAAUUGGCCUAUUGGGUUGCACAGAGAUCUCUUGAUUGUAUUGAGAAUUGUGAUCUUCCACCACCUAAAAAAACAUGCUUGAACUUAAAGAGAUACCCUCAUACUCAAAAGCAAUGCUACGAACAUGAUACAAAUUGGAUUUCUACCUUUGAUUCGAAGCACCGAAAUUGUGGACUGGACUUUUGUCAUUUGGACGAAACACAGAGAGAAUUGGGGGAAUCGAUUGGACAAGGGAACUUGCUGCAUGGAUCUCAUCAAUCUUUGAGCUGUACAAAUCCCAACAACUCCACAAAAACAACACAAAUUUCUGAGGAAAAUACCAGCAAAGCUGAGCUAAUGGAUGCACUGCUACAUUCUCAAACCCGUGCGAGGGAAGCCGAGAAUGCAGCAAAGCAAGCUUAUGCAGAGAAGGAGCAUAUAGUUGACCUUUUCUUCAGACAAGCAUCCCAGCUCUUUGCAUAUAAGCAAUGGUUUCAACUCCUGCAACUAGAAAGCCUCCAGAUAAAGAACAAUGAUCAGCCUAUGUCCACUCUUUUUCCUUUAAUUCUUCCAUGGAUGUCCUACAAGAACAUGAUAUCUGAUAAGAGAUGGCAGAGAUUCACCAGGCGGAAAAGAGUUAAGCGGGACCGGCAUAGAAGUGAUAUUUCUACUUAUGCCGUUGCGUUUGCUCUAGGAUUGAGCUUGGUCAGUGCAGGUUUGCUUCUGGGGUGGACAGUAGGGUGGAUGCUACCUUCUUUCUAGGCCUAGUUUUAAUGAAUUUCUUAUAGAAGAAAAUCAAUUGACAAGGGUACGUGCUCAAUCAACUAUAAGCUGUGUGUGUAUCUGUGUAACUUAGCUUUCCAAUGUGUGCAGUGUUGUUUGUAUAUACGAGGAUAACAUUUUAAUGAAGAGAGAGAAUAUAUCUCUCUUUCGAUUCUUUUGCU
Molecule: messenger RNA, 1892 nt
Organism: Momordica charantia (bitter melon)
Lineage: Eukaryota; Viridiplantae; Streptophyta; Magnoliopsida; Cucurbitales; Cucurbitaceae
Source: RefSeq, a predicted model, not a curated record